AACGUUAUAGUGCGUACUAAAACUCAGAAACUUUAAUUCAGGUUACGUUACAGUAAAUGGAAAAGGUGGACAUAACGCUACACGUUGAGAUUGACGCUAGUAAACUUGUCGGCAGGCUAACGCUAACGCUAGCAACGUAAAUGAUAAGUUUAUUGAAGAGUUCAGUGAAUGCGUGAUCUAAACACUUGAUACAGUGUGACAUUUGCCCCUUUUAAAAUGUAUUUAUUAAGCUCGUGAAGAUAACUAAACUAGAUACCGAAGCCUUAGGAAGUUGUUAUUACUGUUUACAAAUGUUGUGUGCGGAAGCAGAAGGCUUAUAUGUGCCGUGAAGUCCGCGUGUCGUUGCCAGAGCAACCGCGGCUCGGGCGCUUCCUCAUCGCUCAGAAAGCUCUGGAAAUGAAGACAAGACGGGGUCAGUUCUGGAAACUUCGAGGAGUAAACUAGCUAUAAAAGGAGCCGGCGCAGUAGUGAACUCGACCACAACUACUGCGGAGCGUUACCGCUAGCAAUAUCAUAGUCUAGUUUUAUUUCUGCACGAUAUUACUGAGCCAUUAGCUGGGUCGUCGCGAUGGCUGUCGUGGGGUUUGAUGUCGGCUUUCAAAACUGCUACAUCGCUGUGGUCAAGAGCGGCGGGAUUGAAACGGUGGCAGAUGAGUUCACAGAGCGGUGUACGCCAGCCGUCGUGUCGUUUGGUUCAAGGAGCAGAUCUGUUGGUAACGCUGCAAGAAACCAGAUUAUUACCAAUCCUAGGAACACUGUGUUCAAUUUCAAGAGGCUUCAUGGCAGAUUGUAUCAGGACCCUGUUGUCCAAACAGAGAGAGCCAAUUUACCGUACGAUUUGGUACCACUGCGUGGUGAUGAUGAUGAUGAUGAUGCUGAUGGGAGAGUUGGUGCAAAGGUUUUUUACCUGGAGAAAGAGCACCAGUUUAGUGUUGAACAGGUUACUGCCAUGCUACUGACUAAGAUGAAAGAGACAGCAGAGGCCAGCCUACAGAAGAAAGUAGUUGAAUGUGUCAUCUCAAUCCCUUCAUUCUUCACUGAUUCAGAGAGGAGGUCUGUGCUGGAUGCUGCCAAGAUUGCUGGCCUGAACUGCCUCCAGCUGAUGAAUGACACAACAGCAGUGGCACUGAAUUAUGGCAUAUACAAGGAAGACUUCCCAGACCCCAACGAGAAGCCUAAGGUUGUGUUCUUUGUCGACAUGGGCCAUUCAGCCUUUCAGGUUUCCGCCUGCGCGUUUAAUAAAGGGAAGCUGAAGGUGCUCUCCACUGCUUUUGACCCAUAUUUGGGAGGCCGCGACUUUGAUCAGAGGCUGGUGGAGCACUUCUGUGCCGAGUUCAAGUCUAAGUACAAGUUGGAUGUGAAGUCCCGGGUCCGCUCAGUGCAGCGGCUCUGGCAGGAAUGUGAGAAACUUAGGAAGCUGAUGAGCAGCAACUCUACUGACAUUCCUCUCAAUAUGGAGUGCUUCAUGGACGAUAAGGACGUGACGGGGAAAAUGAACAGGGCUAAAUUUGAAGAGCUGUGUGCUGACCUGAUCGAGAGAGUGACGGUUCCCCUAGUGGCUGUUCUCAAGCAGGCACAGGUGCAGCUGCAGGACAUCAGCGCCGUGGAGAUUGUGGGCGGAGCCAUGCGCAUUCCCGCUGUGAAGGCCCAGAUCAGCAAGUUCUUCAGAAGGGAUGUGAGCACCACGCUCAACGCAGAUGAGGCAGUGGCCAGAGGAUGUGCAUUACAGUGUGCCAUGCUCUCCCCUGCAUUCAGAGUGCGAGAUUUCUCAGUGACAGAUGUUAUACCAUUCCCCAUCUCUCUGUCCUGGAGCAGCGGAGCAGAUGAAGCCAUAUCUUGUCAUGAGAUAUUUGGUAAGAACAAGCCUUCACCAUCUUCCAAAGUUAUCACAUUCCACAGAAACAGACCCUUUGUUUUAGAAGCCUUUUAUUCGGAUCCUGGAUCCCUGCCAUUCCCUGAGGCCAAGAUUGGUGUGUUUAAAGUGCAGUGUGUCCAAGACCAGCACAAUGGAGAGAAAUCAAAGGUGAAGGUCAAAGUUCAGGUAGACGCCAGUGGCAUUAUGAGUGUCACUUCGGCCACCAUGGUGAAGAGGGUCAGCUCUGCAGACACUCAGGCAGACCCCGAAGAAAAAGACACUGAAGAAAUCAGCAUCCAUGAUGGCCUGGAUGACUCUGAGGGACAGGACAAGACACAGGUCCGGCUAGACAUAGAAAAGCAGUCAACAGUCAAGUGUCCCUGUACGGACAAAGACCCGAAUCUUGCUUACACACUGCGUGCUGCGAACGCAGAGCCCAACAGUCAACCCCCCAACCCCAAAAAAGCGAAGAUGAAGGUCAAACACAUGCCGGUGCCUAUCGAGGAGGAAAAGACACUACAUCUCACCAAGGAUUGCCUUAACACCUUCAUAGGCUUUGAGAACCAAAUGAUCCAGCAAGACCAACAGGAGAAGGAGAGGAACAAUGCCAAAAACGCAGUGGAGGAGAACGUGUACUUCUAUCGACACAAACUGGAAGGGCCCUAUCGCACUUUCCUGAGUGCUGAUGACCAGCAGACAUUCUCUGGGCUGUUGAAUCUCAUAGAAGCGUGGUUGUAUGAUGAAGGAGCAGACCAAGACAAGCAGACAUAUCUCCAUAAACUAGCAGAAAUUCACAAGCUGGGUAUGCCUGUAAAAGACAGAUACCAGGAGUCUGUGAAGAGACCCAAGAUGUUCGAGGAGCUCGCAGCCAAGAUACACAAAUACAAGGCAGUCAUGGAAGAGUUUACAAACGGGAGUGAGUGCUACAUCCACAUCGAUGAGUCAGACAUGGAGAAGGUGAGGGCAUGCGUGAAGGCCACGCACGAUUGGCUGACCACUAUGAAGUACUCCCAGGAGCAGCUGAAACCAGAGGACGAGCCAGCAGUGCACAGCACACAGAUCUAUGAGAAACUGCAGACUCUGGUGAAUGUAUGUGAAGAGGUGGUUUCCAAGCCCAAGCCAAGAGUGGACUCUCCUGCUGAAGACAGCAUGCAAGUGGACCAUAAUAGCAAGAAGAGUCCAGACAGUGUAACCACAGAGUUUGACCACAUUUUACAAAAUGGAGAAAAAAACACCUGAGAAGACUCAAAUCAGCCUGUGAAGCAAUGGACACGCUCGUGUGUGUGUGUGUGUGUGUGUUUUUCACAUCUGUCUUUUGAAAGUCAUAGUUGUAAUCCCUGCUCUAUAGUGUGUUCACUCUGUUGUAGAGUACUUGUCUGUACUUUUUCUUAAAUUGUUAUGAACCUUUUUUCAUUUGCUUUUGAUAUAACAAAGCUGAGUGGAUGCUUAACCAAGUAAAUUAAUUUAUAAGAAAUGCGUGUCAACCAUUUUUGGGUACAGGUUUCAAUCCAACCUCUCCAUUGUAAGCUUACAAAUUUCACAAACCCAAGUGCAUGUUCCCCUACAAAUAGAAAUAAAACAAACUGCUCUUAAA
Molecule: messenger RNA, 3449 nt
Organism: Electrophorus electricus (electric eel)
Lineage: Eukaryota; Metazoa; Chordata; Actinopteri; Gymnotiformes; Gymnotidae
Gene: hsph1
Product: heat shock 105/110 protein 1
Biological process (GO): protein folding
Cellular component (GO): nucleus; cytosol
Molecular function (GO): ATP binding; ATP-dependent protein folding chaperone
Source: RefSeq, a predicted model, not a curated record